GGGAGUGGGGGAGCGGCGUGGCGUGCUGCGAGGGGUCGCCGCUGCUGCGAGCAGAUCACACUCGGGAACUGGCGUCUGGUCCACUGCUGGGAUUAAAAUGCUUUAUCUGAUUGGACUAGGGCUGGGAGAUGCCAAAGACAUUACCGUGAAAGGGCUGGAGAUUGUAAAGCACUGCCGCAGAGUAUACCUGGAGGCCUACACGUCGGUCCUAACUGUAGGGAAAGAAGCACUGGAGGAGUUCUAUGGGAGAGAAUUGAUUCUGGCUGACAGAGAAACAGUGGAACAAGAAGCGGAUAACAUUUUAAAAGAUGCUGAUCUCUGUGAUGUUGCUUUUCUUGUAGUUGGUGAUCCAUUUGGGGCCACAACGCACAGUGAUCUUGUUCUGCGUGCAGUAAAGCUUGGGAUUCCAUACAGGGUUAUUCAUAAUGCUUCCAUAAUGAAUGCAGUGGGCUGCUGCGGUUUACAGUUGUACAACUUUGGAGAAACAGUUUCUGUAGUUUUCUGGACAGAUACAUGGAAACCAGAAAGCUUUUUUGACAAGAUUCAGAAGAACAAGCAGAAUGGAAUGCACACGCUGUGCUUACUUGACAUAAAAGUAAAGGAGCAAUCUCUGGAAAACCUGAUGAAGAAAGAAGAUUUAAUGAUCCGCCGCGGUACAAUGAGUGUGAAUCAAGCUGCCGAACAGCUCAUUGCCAUUUGUUCAAAAAGGCGGUCUUCAAGGAAAAAACCAGAAGUUACGGAGAACACACUCUGUGUUGGCCUAGCAAGGGUGGGUGCCGUGGAUCAGAAAAUUGCUUCAGGCACCUUACAACAGAUGUCCACAGUAGAACUAGGUGGCCCACUACAUUCCAUGAUCAUAGCAGGCAAUAUGCAUCCUCUGGAAAUAGAUAUGCUUAAGCUCUUUGCUGUGAAUGAAUCGAGCUUUGAAGACAAUGCAUGUCAAAGGAACACUUGAAUAAAGAGCUUUUACCUGCCCCUUGCUUUGUGGCAAUUUUUAAUUUAGUUUUUCUAUCCUUACUUUAAACAUACAAACAGCAUAAGUGGACUUACACUCUACUACCUACACCACUAUGGGAGCAUAAACAUUCCCUCUAACAUGAGUUCACAUACUCUGCAGAUGAAGACAUGGAACUGCAAGUAAAGUGUCCUGUUGGUUUCAGGAUGGCUUUUCAGGAAGGUUUUCACAGGUUUGAGCUCCUUGUGGUGAGAAGCUUCCCCUUCCCAGGGGCACCAUGAAUGCCAGAAGACCUACCCCUGGAGUGGAGGAAUGCCCUCUGACUGGGCAGUGCAGAGGGAAGUUCAGAUGAACCUGAGCAAGAUGAACUGGGUAAGUGUGGGGAAAAAAUAGCUUGCCAGCUCUGUGCACUCUACACCAUGUGCACUGUCCCACUAGCACGAGGUGGACCUGUACCACAUUCUCCAAAUGAGGGAGAAAACAGGAUCAGUGCUCUGGAAAACUUUGCUGUGCUUAGCUCCUGUCCUACUAUACCACCCAAAGAUGUAAUUAAUUUGGCCUAUUGUGUGCAAUUGGGGAAAUGAAUGUGGAAAGAAAUUAACUGGGGGUUAUGGGAAACAGUCAGGCCUGUCCAUAAACCCUACCUUAGAAAAGGAAAUAAAGGUGAGAAUGUUGCAGCCUAGGAAUCUGUUGAAGUGGUGACUGUUAAUCACCUGAAAAUGGCAGGGAACAGAAGAAGCCACAUAGUCUGUGCCACACAUUGCGAGGUAGUUCUUCGAGCUCUACAACAUGGACUUUCAAGAUCCUUACUUGCCAGCUAGUCACAUCAGAAAACACACAUGCAGGGUUUUUUUAACCAAGUUUUAUUGAAAGGAAAAUUUGAUCCCAAAUCUUUUUCAAAUACAUCAGAUGAAACAUUUUACUUAAACCAUUCAAGUAGAAAAAAAAGAUCAAAAUUUUUAAUAUUGCACUUGGGGCAAGUCAUAAUGGCUUAACGUCAGCACUCCCCAACCAAGUUACAGUAUAGCAUCUCCGCAAUUUUAUUUAGAAUGAGCAGUUUCCUACUCGAAACAUUUGUUUAGAGAUGUUCUAAUACCACAGUAUUAAAUUUAAGCACACCAGUAAGAGUACUUCAUGUAUUUAAAAAUUAACUGGAAAGGCGCAAACAGUACUGUGUUGCUGCUAGGAAUGGUUUUGGCAAUUUUUUCAUUCACAUUCCUUCAUGUGCUAGCCAGCCCCCUCGGUAGCUACUAAUUUCAACUCUUGAACUAGAUCCUGGCACAUACUACCAUCAAGGGUUUUUGUAUAUGUGGGAAGUGAAAUAUGCAAAUUCCUUUACACAACAGUGCUUCUGCCAAACAUUGUAUGCAGAGUAAAAUUACCCCACAGGCAGGAACAUACACUUGAAGUGUGGCUCACUAAACCUGAAAGGUAGAUUAUUCUGCAUUUGUACAUAGAGAGAUGAAUAAAUAUUUCAGUUGCUAGCAGAUCCUGGGAGAAUGACCUGCAUCUUUUGAAAGGGUACUAUAACAACCUCCUGCCCAUGAAGGCCAGACAUGGAUAGUCACCAACACAAGGGCUUUGAGGAAAAUGGGUGUAAAAUAAAAA
Molecule: messenger RNA, 2563 nt
Organism: Chelonoidis abingdonii (Abingdon island giant tortoise)
Lineage: Eukaryota; Metazoa; Chordata; Testudines; Testudinidae
Source: RefSeq, a predicted model, not a curated record